GUAAAAUCCUGCCUCCUGAUUGGUUCAGAGGUAUACGCAUCAUGAAUAUUCAUGACUGAGCUGAAAGAUACUAGUAGUAUUACGCAUGCGCGUGACACAAGGCGAAGCUGCUCAUGCAGCUCAUCGAAAGUUUGAGUUCGUUGAUGCAGCGCAGCUAUAGUAGGCUAUACACUGCAUGCAUGGAUAUGCAUGCGCAGUGAUUGGCUCUAAGUUAUAACUUUUACAUGAGCUAUUGUAUUAGUUAUGGCGGAGUCUACAAGUACAACUCUCUGCAAUUUUGGUCGCUCUAAAGAAGAGAAUACCGAUUUCUUCUGCAAGAACCAUACAAGUCUUUAUGAAUCCCUUCCACCUGACUAUGCCUACCACAUUUGCAAUUAUCAAGAGGUUGCGGAUGGCAAAUAUGAGGCAGAAUUCAGAAUUGACAUUUCCAAUGAAGAUGAUGCUAAACUGUGGCUAGAAAAAUACCAACAGCUCACCAAAGUGACAUUCCGUGUUGGAGCAACAAAGCUAAAAAAUGGAUGGGUGAAUCUGUUCAAGGUUUUUUACCGUUGCCAACACAAGACUCUUCCUCGGUCUGAAACAGCAAGUCAGAAAAUGUCGUCAAAGAACACGAAUUGUCCAGCGAAGCUAGCUGUGACUGUUAAAAAGAUUCCUGGGAAACUAAGCAGAGCCAAAAGUAAGGAUCUUCACUUGCCAGCCUAUCAAACUGUUGUCAAGAUCUCUCACACCCAUAACCACAUGAAUGAUAGUGCCGAUACACUGAAGCACAGAGAUGUCAGCAAGGAGACGAUUGAGAAAUUCAAAGACUUGUUCUCUAAAGGCCAUUCACCUGCAUCAGCUUUGAACACACACAAACUGGAUCUGCAACUACAGUAUGACCAAGAUUAUGUGUAUGAAGCUGCUGACCGUGCAAACUGUCCAGACACACAAUUCUGUCACAGGUUGUACCGGAAGAUCUUUGACAAGGCAUAUGGUGCUGCAAGUGGCGAGAAAAUGUUGAGUGACCUUGAAGCUGCCAUUGCAGGGUACAACAGUGAGGUGGGUGAAGUCUGUGCCAAGAUCGAUCAGGUCAACAACAAGAUUGCCAUCGCUCUAUGUUCUCCGCUCAUGAAACGUUGCAGUCAGAAGCAUGAAUACAGCAGAGAACUUGUCUUUAUCGAUGCUACGGGGGUAUGGAUCGAUAUGACUGCAGGGUAUUUAUGCUCUUGA
Molecule: messenger RNA, 1209 nt
Organism: Strongylocentrotus purpuratus (purple sea urchin)
Lineage: Eukaryota; Metazoa; Echinodermata; Echinoidea; Camarodonta; Strongylocentrotidae
Exons: 4
Coding region: 244-1209 (321 amino acids)
Source: RefSeq, a predicted model, not a curated record